UGAGAACAUAGUACAAUGAGGCAGGCCUCUGGAAUCAAUGGGUUUAAUUGGAGAGGGCCAGCUCGGAGACUCUGGCUUCACACCUACCCUGGCUUCUCCCAGGCCCAUGAACAAGCUCUGGCUGAACUGACCAAGAAGCUGGGGGCUUUGGAAGAGCCCGAGGUGACUGGCCAGCUCAUCGACCUGCCUGAGUAUUACAGCUGGGGGGAGGAACUGACUGAGACCCGGAGCCAGAUCCAGCACCGCAUCAUAGAGUCUGUGAAUGGGCUGAAGUCUCUCUCAGCGGGAAGGGUGGUGGUUGUGAAGAAUCAGGAGCAUCACAACGCACUGGGUGUGAUCCUUCAGGUCUCUUCGAACUCCACCAGCAGAGUAUUCACAGCCCUGGUCUUGUGUGACAAGCCCAUGUCUGAGGACCCGCGGGAGAGGGGGCCAGCCUCCCCAGACGUGCCCUACCCAGACGACCUCGUGGGAUUCAAGCUGUUCCUGCCUGAAGGGCCCUGUGACCACACUGUGGCCAAGCUCCAGCCAGGAGACGUGGCCGCCAUCACCACCAAGGUGCUCCGGCUGAAUGGGGACAAGAUCUUGGAGGACUUCAGCAAGCGGCAGCAACCAAAAUUCAAGAAGGAUCCGCCCUCUGCGGCCGUGACCACUGCUGUCCAGGAACUGCUAUGACUGGCUCAGGCGCACCCCACGGGACCCCCCACCCUGGACCCUGUCAAUGACCUGCAACGCAAGGAUGUGUCUGUGGUCGAGGGGGGCCUCCGGGCCCGGAAGCUGGAGGAGCUGAUCCGGGGGGCUCAGUGUGUGCACAGUCCCCGUUUCCCUGCCCAGUACCUAAAGCUGCGGGAGUGGAUGCAGAUCCAGAAGGAGAUGGAGCGGCUGCACUUCCUGCUGUCGGACCAGUCGCUGCUGCUGCUCCCCGAGUACCACCAGCGAGUAGAGGUGCUCUGAACCCUGGGGUACGUGGACGAGGCGGGCACAGUGAAGCUGGCCGGGCGGGUAGCUUGUGCCAUGAGCAGCCAUGAGCUGCUCCUCACCGAGGCCAGUACCGUGAGCUACUCCUUUCAGAGCUCCUGGGCCGGCGGGCACCUGCCUCGGUGCGGCUCGGCCUCGCCUACCACGUACGCUACCUGAUUGGGGCCCAGCUGGUGGACUGUGUCUCCACCACUUCUGGAACCCUCCUCCGCCUGCCAGAGACCUGAGGACUCUGUUCAUCAUUGCACACCUCCCCAGGGUGGGGAUUGAGGGGCCCAGGAGGGCUGCCAACCCAGGCUGAGGCAGGGUCACCUUGGGAAGGCUCGGGAGCCAGGAAGAGUGCUGGGCUUGCUGCUAUGCUGAGGGUCAGACGUGACUGCCGCUGUUGACCUGGGCUGCGUCCCAUGGAGGGGUUUGGGCUGUGCUUCUCUGUCCUUUCACGAAAGUGGAGCCAGAAAGCUUGCCAAGGCCGUGGCUGCUGUCUUUCAUGCAGCAAGGUGCUGCCACUACUCUGUCUGGGGUAGCAAGGAGGGGCCUCAGGAGGCUGUGGAGGUUGGACAGAGUUCUCCAUAUUUUGGUUGAAACUGACAAAUAAAGUUCUUCUGCCUGUGA
Capra hircus (goat) is the source of this 1587-nucleotide messenger RNA. RefSeq names its product helicase SKI2W. The coding region runs from base 16 to 672 and encodes 218 amino acids. Lineage: Eukaryota; Metazoa; Chordata; Mammalia; Artiodactyla; Bovidae. The transcript has 8 exons. The record is from RefSeq and is a predicted model, not a curated record.